Messenger RNA from Sphaerulina musiva SO2202, 1947 nucleotides. RefSeq names its product coenzyme A synthetase. Gene Ontology annotation, molecular function: medium-chain fatty acid-CoA ligase activity. The transcript has 2 exons. Bases 11 to 1561 code for a protein of 516 amino acids. The record is from RefSeq and is a predicted model, not a curated record. NCBI's taxonomy places the organism in Eukaryota, Fungi, Ascomycota, Dothideomycetes, Mycosphaerellales, Mycosphaerellaceae. Gene Ontology annotation, biological process: fatty acid metabolic process.
CUCGCAUACCAUGUCUACCUUAUCCAACGCCUUCUCCGGCACGUCGACCUCGACAGCCGUCAUCGUCCCCGGCCCUCCAGCUCAAGAGAUCAGCUACAAGCAGCUGUAUGCCGAUGUUCUCUCUUUCCAGCACAAGCUCGCAAAGCUAGGAAUCACCAAAGGCGCCGCCGUGUCGAUUGCCAUACCAAACAACUAUGCCUUCAUUGUCUCCUUCUUGGCUUCAGCAUGGCAGCGGGGAAUUGCUGCGCCGUUGAACCCAGCAUACAAGCAGAGCGAGUUCGAAUUCUACAUUGAUGACCUGUCAUCAGCGUUGGUUUUGGUGCCGCAAGGGCAGGCGGACGGGCCAGCGGUAAAGGCUGCCAGAAGAUACAAGGCCGCUGUGGCGGAGUGCUAUCAAGACCUAAAGACUGGUGAAAUAGUGCUCGAUAUCAAGGAUGAGGGCAAACUCGCAGGGCGUGGAAAUGUGCCGGUGGCAAAGGCAGAGCCGGAAGAUACUGCGCUGGUCCUGCAUACUUCUGGUACGACAGGCAGGCCAAAGGCCGUCCCGCUGUCGCACCGCAACUUGACGAGAACUAUGUCGAACGUGAAAGAUACUUACCAGCUCAGCCCAGCCGACCGCACAAUGCUUGUCAUGCCACUCUUUCAUGUCCACGGUCUGCUAGCAGCAUUCCUUGCUCCUCUCGCUUCUGGGGGCAGUGUGAUUGUCCCAGGUGCCUUCUCCGCCAGCACGUUCUGGACUCACUUUGUGACCCACAAAGCCAAUUGGUACACCGCUGUACCCACAAUCCACCAAAUUUUACUCAAAACACCCUCAGCCUGGCCCAGUCCUCUUCCAAACAUUCGCUUCAUUCGAAGUUGCAGUAGUCCGCUCAGCCCCAAAGUCUUUCAUGACCUCGAAGCAGCUUUCAAAGCCCCGGUACUGGAAGCCUACGCCAUGACAGAAGCCUCCCACCAAAUGACUUCCAACCCUCUCCCAUCAAAAGGGAAGCGAAAACCAGGCUCAGUCGGCAUCGGUCAAGGCGUCGAGGUUGCCAUCCUCGACGCGGAAGGCCACAAAGUUCCUCAGGGAAAGGAAGGCGAAAUCUCAAUCAAGGGAAGCAAUGUCACAGCAGGUUACCUCAACAACGAAAAAGCCAACCAAGAAGCCUUCACGUCGACGGGAUAUUUCCGAACCGGUGAUCAAGGGUUUCUUGACGCAGAGAACUAUGUCUACAUCACAGGUCGAAUCAAAGAGCUCAUCAACAAAGGGGGAGAGAAGAUUUCGCCUAUCGAAUUGGACAACACACUGGCACAACAAACCAAGAUUGCGGAGGCGGUAUCUUUUGCCAUACCCGAUGAGUUGUAUGGGCAAGACGUGGGAGUUGCAGUGGUGGUCAAGGAAGGAGAGAGUUUGACACAGGAAGAACUGAUUGAAUACAUGAAGUCGAAGGUGGCCAAGUUCAAGGUGCCAAAGAAGGUUUUCUUCGUCAAGGCCAUGCCGAAGACGGCUACGGGCAAGAUUCAGAGGAGGAAUAUCGCCGAUGCUAUGUUGAAGGGCGAGGCGGGCAAGCCGAAACUGUAGUGAUGACGAGAAGAGAGCGGGGAACGCAUGGUGUACACUCUGGUAGCACGGUUCCUGCGGUGAGCUUCACUUCUUCGUUUCUAGACAUGAGGAGAGCGACGAUGACACGGAGCAGCAAAGAUACCCCCAGAGACGAAGUUCUUCAACCAAAUUGCUCCAUCAUGUACUGCUGAAUUCGAGCCAUGAAGACCUCAAGUUAUCAACAUCAACGAGCUUCAAAGCCAAGGCAUAGAGCAGCAGGCUCAACAUUUGACCAGUUCCAUGUGUGUACAACUCAGCAAACCUCCAGGCUACCACUGCUCCUGACCUCGUCAGACGCGCUCCCCCGAGAAAUUGGCCAAGUCCUUUCCGACAAUAUUAUAUAGCAAUUACGAUAUACAAGGGCC